Heterocephalus glaber (naked mole-rat) is the source of this 4227-nucleotide messenger RNA. Lineage: Eukaryota; Metazoa; Chordata; Mammalia; Rodentia; Bathyergidae. The record is from RefSeq and is a predicted model, not a curated record.
GCGGGGCGGGCGGCGGCGGCGGCGGCGGCGGCGGCGGCGGCGGCGGCGGGGGCCGAGCCCGAGAAGAUGGCGGUGCGGAAGAAGGACGGCGGCCCCAACGUGAAGUACUACGAGGCCGCGGACACCGUGACCCAGUUCGACAACGUGCGGCUCUGGCUCGGCAAGAACUACAAGAAGGGUUCUCCUAGCUUUCCUUCAGCUCCCCGAUUUUUCCUGCCCAGCUUUGCAGCCUGUCAGUAUAUACAAGCUGAACCACCCACCAACAAGUCCUUGUCUAGCCUGGUUGUGCAGUUGCUACAAUUUCAGGAAGAAGUUUUUGGCAAACAUGUCAGCAAUGCACCGCUCACUAAACUGCCGAUCAAAUGUUUCCUAGAUUUCAAAGCAGGAGGUUCCCUAUGCCACAUACUUGCAGCUGCUUACAAGUUCAAGAGUGACCAGGGAUGGAGGCGUUAUGAUUUCCAGAAUCCAUCACGCAUGGACCGCAAUGUGGAAAUGUUCAUGACCAUUGAGAAGUCCUUGGUUCAGAAUAACUGCUUGUCUCGACCUAACAUUUUUCUGUGCCCAGAUAUUGAGCCCAAACUGCUAGGGAAAUUAAAGGACAUUGUCAAGAGACACCAGGGAACAGUCACUGAAGAUAAGAACAAUGCUUCCCAUGUUGUGUAUCCUGUCCCAGGAAACCUAGAAGAAGAGGAGUGGGUACGACCAGUCAUGAAGAGAGAUAAACAGGUUCUUCUGCACUGGGGCUACUAUCCUGACAGUUAUGACACGUGGAUUCCAGCCAGUGAAAUUGAAGCAUCUGUGGAAGAUGCUCCAACUCCAGAGAAACCUAGGAAGGUUCAUGCAAAGUGGAUCCUGGAUACAGACACCUUUAAUGAAUGGAUGAAUGAGGAAGACUAUGAAGUAAAUGAUGACAAAAACCCUGUCUCACGCCGAAAGAAGAUUUCGGCUAAGACACUGACAGAUGAGGUGAACAGUCCAGAUUCAGAUCGACGUGACAAGAAGGGGGGGAACUAUAAGAAAAGGAAGUGCUCCCCCUCUCCUUCACCGACCCCAGAAGCUAAGAAGAAAAAUGCUAAGAAAGGUCCCUCAACACCUUACACCAAGUCAAAACGUGGCCACAGAGAAGAAGAGCAAGAAGACUUGACAAAGGACAUGGAUGAGCCCUCUCCAGUCCCCAAUGUAGAAGAAGUGACGCUACCCAAAACAGUCAAUACUAAGAAGGACUCAGAGUCAGCCCCAGUCAAAGGAGGCACCAUGACAGACCUGGAUGAACAAGAAGAUGAAAGCAUGGAGACCACGGGCAAGGAUGAGGAUGAGAGCAGUACGGGGAACAAGGGGGAGCAGACCAAGAAUCCAGACCUGCAUGAGGACAAUGUAACUGAGCAGACCCACCACAUCAUCAUUCCCAGCUAUGCUGCCUGGUUUGACUACAACAGUGUUCAUGCUAUUGAGCGGAGGGCUCUACCUGAAUUCUUUAAUGGCAAGAACAAGUCCAAGACCCCAGAAAUCUACCUGGCUUAUCGAAACUUCAUGAUUGACACUUACCGACUGAAUCCCCAGGAGUAUCUUACAUCCACUGCCUGCCGACGCAACCUGGCAGGUGAUGUCUGUGCCAUCAUGAGGGUCCAUGCCUUCCUAGAACAGUGGGGUCUUAUUAACUACCAAGUGGAUGCUGAGAGUCGACCAACCCCGAUGGGCCCUCCACCCACCUCCCACUUCCAUGUGUUGGCUGACACACCAUCAGGGCUGGUACCCCUGCAACCGAAGACCCCACAGGGCCGCCAGGUUGAUGCUGAUACCAAGGCUGGGCGGAAGGGCAAAGAGCUCGAUGACCUGGUGCCAGAGACGGCUAAGGGCAAGCCAGAGCUGCAGACCUCUGCUUCCCAGCAAAUGCUCAACUUUCCCGACAAAGGCAAAGAGAAACCAACAGACAUGCAGAACUUUGGGCUACGCACAGACAUGUACACAAAGAAAAACGUCCCCUCCAAGAGCAAAGCUGCAGCCAGUGCCACUCGAGAGUGGACAGAACAGGAGACCCUGCUACUCCUGGAGGCCCUGGAAAUGUACAAGGAUGACUGGAACAAAGUAUCUGAGCAUGUGGGAAGCCGCACGCAGGACGAAUGCAUCUUGCAUUUUCUUCGCCUUCCCAUUGAAGACCCGUAUCUGGAGGACUCAGAGGCCUCUCUGGGCCCCUUGGCCUACCAGCCCAUCCCCUUCAGUCAGUCUGGCAACCCUGUUAUGAGCACUGUUGCCUUCCUAGCCUCUGUCGUCGAUCCCCGAGUCGCCUCUGCUGCUGCAAAGUCAGCCCUAGAGGAGUUCUCCAAAAUGAAGGAAGAGGUACCCACAGCCUUGGUGGAGGCCCAUGUUCGGAAAGUGGAAGAAGCAGCCAAAGUGACAGGCAAGGCAGACCCAGCCUUUGGUCUGGAAAGCAGUGGUAUUGCGGGAACCACCUCUGAUGAGCCUGAGCGCAUUGGCCCAGAGGAGAGCGGGACUGAUGAGGCACGGGCAGAGGGCCAGGCCGCAGAUGAGAAGAAGGAGCCCAAGGAACCCCGAGAAGGAGGAGGGGUUGUAGAGGAGGAAGCAAAGGAGAAAACCAGUGAGGCUCCCAAGAAGGAUGAAGAGAAAGGGAAAGAAGGUGACAGUGAGAAGGAGUCAGAGAAGAGUGAUGGGGACCCCAUCGUUGAUCCUGAGAAGGAGAAGGAGCCCAAAGAAGGGCAGGAGGAAAUGUUGAAGGAAGUUGUGGAGUCAGAGGGAGAAAGGAAGACAAAGGUGGAGCGGGAUAUUGGUGAGGGCAACCUCUCCACUGCCGCUGCCGCUGCCCUGGCUGCUGCUGCCGUGAAGGCCAAGCACUUGGCUGCUGUUGAAGAGAGGAAGAUCAAAUCUUUGGUGGCCCUGCUGGUGGAAACCCAGAUGAAAAAGCUGGAGAUCAAACUCCGGCACUUUGAGGAACUGGAGACCAUCAUGGACCGGGAGCGAGAAGCACUGGAAUAUCAGAGGCAACAGCUCUUGGCUGACCGGCAAGCCUUCCACAUGGAGCAGCUGAAGUAUGCUGAGAUGAGGGCCCGGCAGCAGCACUUCCAACAGAUGCACCAACAGCAACAGCAGCCACCGCCAACCCUGCCCCCAGGCUCCCAGCCCAUACCCCCUACAGGGGCUUCUGGGCCACCCACAGUCCAUGGCCUGGCUGUGGCUCCAGCCUCUGUGGCCUCUGCUCCUGCCGGCAGUGGAGCCCCUCCUGGAAGCUUGUGCCCUUCAGAACAGAUUGGGCAGGCAGGGCCAACUGCAGGGCCACAGCAGCCACAACCAGCUGGAGCCCUCCAGCCUGGGGGAGUCCCUCCAGGGAUCCCCCCCCCUGGACCCCAUGGCCCCUCACCGUUCCCCAGCCAACAAACUCCUCCCUCAAUGAUGCCAGGGGCAGUGCCAGGCAGCGGGCACCCAGGCGUGGCGGGUAAUGCUCCUUUGGGUUUGCCUUUUGGCAUGCCGCCUCCUCCUCCUCCUGCUCCAUCCAUCAUCCCAUUUGGUAGUCUAGCUGACUCCAUCAGUAUUAACCUCCCCCCUCCUCCUAACCUGCAUGGGCAUCACCACCAUCUCCCAUUCGCCCCGGGCACUCUCCCCCCACCUAACCUGCCUGUGUCCAUGGCGAACCCUCUACAUCCUAACCUGCCGACGACCACCACCAUGCCAUCUUCCUUGCCUCUCGGGCCGGGGCUCGGAUCCGCCGCAGCCCAGAGCCCUGCCAUUGUGGCAGCUGUUCAGGGCAACCUCCUGCCCAGUGCCAGCCCACUGCCAGACCCAGGCACACCCCUGCCUCCAGACCCCACAGCCCCGAGCCCAGGCACAGUCACCCCUGUGCCACCUCCACAGUGAGGAGCCGGCCAGACACCUUUCCCCUCACCCCCCAUGGAGAUCUCGGUUCCAGAAACAGCCCUCCCCACCACUGGGACCCUUCCCCAGCUGGAGAAUUCAUCACUACGUAAGGAAAGCUCCUUCUGCCCUUCCACAGCCCCCACAUGCCAGCAGAGGCAUGUAUUUUUAUAUCGGAUUCUCAAGGACUUCUGUUUAAAAGAUGUUUCUAACGUCUGGGAGAAAGGAUAGGAUGGGACGGGUGCCCUCGAAGGGCUGGGAAAAGGUGUUUAUAUAACGUUCUACUUAACCACUUCCAAGGGUGCACUCCCCUCAGAACUACUGGAUUUUUUUAUAGAUUAAAAAAGUUUAAGCCCUUUGAAA